AUGUUGGCCACACUGGCUGGACUGCCCGGGGCCAGCAGGGACAUUGCCCUGGUGCAGUUGACUGGCCCUGCCACCCUCUCCAGCCAGGUCCUGCCUGUCUGCCUGCUGGCAGCCUCCACUGACAUCUCCCCAGGGACAUGGUGCUGUGUGGGAGAACCCUUGGUACCCCUGAACAUACUGCAGGAGGCGCCAGUUUCCACGGUGGAAGCCGAGACCUGCAGGGACUACCCCAGCCAGGAUGGCAGUGUCUUUCAGCUAGAUAUGCUGUGUGCUGGGGGCCCCAGGGGGCACCUGCCAGUUUGGAGGGUCUCUGGCGUGCCAGACCGGUGUGGGUCUCACCACUUCCAUGAGGCAGGUGUGGUGGCAUGA
Ochotona princeps (American pika) is the source of this 369-nucleotide messenger RNA. It is a transcript of the gene TPSG1, whose product is annotated as tryptase gamma 1. Gene Ontology annotation, molecular function: serine-type endopeptidase activity. Gene Ontology annotation, biological process: proteolysis. The coding region runs from base 1 to 369 and encodes 122 amino acids. The transcript is spliced from 5 exons. The record is from RefSeq and is a predicted model, not a curated record. NCBI's taxonomy places the organism in Eukaryota, Metazoa, Chordata, Mammalia, Lagomorpha, Ochotonidae.